UCCGGGUCACGUUCUCCUCAUGCUGUAGCAAGCAUGGCGGCGAAAAACAAGCACCGUAAAAACGCCAAAGCGCCCAAAAAAGUGACAUUUCAGCCCGCAGACAACGACAUGGAGGCUGAAAACGGCGGCGGGGAAGAAGAUGGAGAUCCAGCAGCUGAUGAAGGUGAAGGCAGAGGGAAGAAAGAGGAGGAAGAGCUCAGUUUGGACGAGGUUUUGAGACUGGGAGGAACACAGGCCGACUAUGUCAUGCUUGCCGGCCUGAACGACUCCAAUGAGCUUGUCGACGGAGGAAAAAAAGGAGCGAUAGACGACUUGGAGGAGGGCGAGCUGGAGAAAUUUAUCACCAAACUGGGCAUUCAGGCGUAUUCCGGACUGCAGGUCAUCUCAGAUGAGCCUGAGGGCGACGCUGCAGGCACGAGUGAGAAGGAAAGUAAAAAAGCCAAAGCAAAGAAAGCUCCAUCAGAGGAACAAGCAUCCACCGCUCAGCAGAAAGUUAACAACAAGCAGGAAGUGGAGGAUAAACAGAAGGCGAAGAAGACAACCACCGGGAAGAAGGCGAAACAGAACGUGAAUGUGUUUGAGUUUCAGCAGCGACAGGUCCUGCUGAUCAAACCUGGAGGGAAAUGGUUCGACAAUGAAUACACCACAGAGGGCUCGUCAACACAGCAGGAUCCCUCACUGGUGUCCCAGUACAAGGCGCUAGCCCAGCAGCUGUUUGAGGCCGAGGUGUUGCUCUACAAGAGCAAGAAGAACCUGCAGAAAGGAGCCAAUUCCAACUGGAUGAAGACAGUCGUCUCCGCCGGCGUGCUGGCAGACAGGAUGGCAGCCAUGACAGUCCUAAUCCAAGAUGCUCCGGUGCACACUCUGGAGCACGUGGAGAACCUGGUGUCCAUGGUGAAGAAGAAGGGUAGCCGACGGAUGGGUCUGAUGGCUCUGGACACCUUGCGGGAGCUCCUGCUGUCUGACCUGCUGCCAGAGCACAGAAAGCUCCGGACCUUCGCCCAGCACCCAUUCGACCAGCUGGAGGUGAAGGCCAGCGGCAACCGAGAUGCCCGCGACCGCCGCCUCAUUCUCUGGUACUUUGAGCACCACCUGAAGCACCAUGUGGCUGAGUUCGUGGCAGCCCUGGACACGGUGGCUCAUGACACGGUGGCAGCCACAAAAGCGAAGGCGCUGGCCACUGCCCAUGAGAUGCUGUGCAACCGCCCAGAGCAGGAGAGGGCGCUGCUCAUCCAGGUCGUCAACAAGCUGGGAGACCCUGAGUACAAGACAGCGGCUAAAGCAUCGUACCUGCUGGAAACGCUGCUGCACAAACACCCCAACAUGAAGGCAAUAGUGUGCUGUGAGGUGGAGCGGCUCAUGUUCCGGCCCAACAUCAGCCCAAAGGCGCAGUACUACGCCGUCUGCUUCCUCAGCCAGGUGAUGCUGAGCCACGACGAGGCUGAGCUCGCUGCCAAACUCAUCACUGUCUACUUCUCAUUCUUCCGCGCCUGCGUCAAGAAGAAGGACAUAGAGUCCAAAAUGCUGAGCGUGCUGCUGUCAGGCGUGAACCGGGCGUAUCCUUACGCCGGCACCGGGGACGAGAAGGUGAAGGAGCAGCUGGACACGCUGUUCAAAGUGGUUCAUCUGGUGAAGUUCAACACAGCAGUGCAGGCACUCAUGCUGCUUUUCCAGGUGAUGGACUCCCAGCAGAGCGUCUCGGACCGAUACUACGUGGCUCUGUACAGGAAGUUGCUGGACCCCGGUCUGUCGUCGUCCUCCAGACAGAGCAUGUUCCUCAACCUGCUGUACAAGUCUCUGAAGGCAGACAUCGUGCUGCGGCGCGUCAAAGCCUUCGUGAAGCGGCUGCUGCAGGUCAGCGCCGAGCAGAACGCCAGCUUCUCCUGCGGGGCUCUCUUCCUGGUGUCCGAGGUCAUGAAAGCCAAACCGGGCCUCAAGCUCCUGCUUCAGGAUGACGGGGAUGGGGAAGAGGAGGAGUUCAAAGACCUUGCUGAAGAGAAUGAGGACGGCGAUGAUGAUGAUGAUGAAGAGGAGCACUUUGUGGAUGCCGACAAACUGGCGGAAGGCACAAGUGCCGAGACGGAGGCAAAGCCCACAUCAUCAUGGGUACAUCACCAGAACCUGGAAGGAGGGCAGAGCAAGCAGAGCUACGACCCGCUGCACAGAAACCCGUUAUUCUGCGGUGCCGACCACACGACUUUAUGGGAACUGCAGAGGCUCGCCGUGCACUUCCAUCCGUCAGUGUCGCUGUUUGCAAAAACCAUCCUGGAGGGAGGGUCCAUCCAGUACUCAGGUGACCCUCUGCAGGACUUCACCCUCAUCAGGUUCUUGGAUCGAUUCGUCUUCAGGAACCCCAAACAGCUGAAGGGAAAACAAAACAUGGACAGUGCAGCGCUGGCGCCCAAACAGAGAUUACCUCUCAACUCUUUACCAGUGAACUGUGAGGAGUUUCUCUCUAAAGAAGAGAGUCAGAUCCCUGUGGAUGAGAUCUUCUUCCAUCGCUUCUUCAAGAAACGUCAGCAGGAGAAGCAGCGCCAGACUCGUCGACCGCGAAGAGAGGAAGAUAAAGAGAGUGUGGAGGACGUGGACGACGAUGAGUUUGAGAAAAUCCUCGAUUCCUGUGAGGGAGACUCGUACUUCACUGAGAUGGCAGAUGAUGAUCUGGACUUUGCAGGUAAUGUGAAGAGUAAAAAAAAGAAGAAAGGCGCAGAGGACUUAGACGACUCGGACAUGGACGAUUCAGACAUGGACGACCUGGAUGAUGAAGAGGUGUCUCUGGGCAGUAUGGAUGAGGAAGACUUUGGAGACGAGCUGGAGGAGGAAGGAGGGACGUUCAUGGAUCUUGAUGGAGGCGAUGAAGAUGAUGAUGAUGUUCCAGAGCUGGAGGAUGACGAUGCUGCAUUCGGUGAUUCAGGAGAUGAGAUGGAAGUUCCAGACAUCACUCCUCGUACCAAGAAGGGGAAAAGGAAAUCCUCAGAGGACCUCGACUUCUCUGGAUCUUUAGGUCCGAAACAGGGGAAGAAGAAGAAGAAAGGAAAGAAAGAUGGAGCCAUGUUUGCUUCUGCUGAAGAGUUUGGCUCCCUAUUGGACGAGAACGCUGGCUCCAAGUUUGACAACAUUGGACUGAAUGCGAUGGCCAACAAAGACAAAGCAGGCCUGAAGCAGCUGAAGUGGGAGGCUCAGCGUGACGACUGGAUCCAGGAUCGUGAUGUCAAGACGCUGCGCAAGAAGAAGACUAUGUUCAACAAAAAGAAGAUGUUUGGUCGAGCCAGGGCAGGAGGCAAGGCGUUUGGAAACAAGAAGAGGAAGAAGUAGCAGCUGCUGUGUGUUUGUCGAUUUUAAAACUGAUGGACACCUUCACUCCUGUUUGGCUGACCAGGCUGCGUGGUCUUUCUCUCGAAUUCCAUAGACUCCCGCCCACUCGUUGGACUGGUAGUAAACUGGGAGGAAACAGAGGAGCAGAAACUGAUUUUCAGAUCCAGUCAAAUGAUUAAAGUUACACACUGUUGUUUGACUUUUGUCUCAUUAAUGGGAUGAAAUGUGAUCUGAGGAGGAGAACUGUUCAGUGUUUUUGUAAAAACAAAAGACUUAAGUUUAUGGGACAUUAUGUUGUCCUUGUUGCAUAUUUCAGUCUGCAGAUGACCAUGUAUACAUUUACCAUUUACUAAACUCUGUACAGAGUUCUUAUUUAUACAUGUGCAUCAGUGGAAAUUAAAGUUAGUAUUUUCUAAUGCAGUUUAUGGUUUGUUUUUAUGAGUGCUUUUGUUGACUGCUGACAAAAAUGCCCAUAUUUUCAGAUCUGAUCAAUUAAACACAUUUAAUGUA
Molecule: messenger RNA, 3825 nt
Organism: Epinephelus moara (kelp grouper)
Lineage: Eukaryota; Metazoa; Chordata; Actinopteri; Perciformes; Serranidae
Gene: cebpz
Product: CCAAT enhancer binding protein zeta
Exons: 17
Coding region: 34-3315 (1093 amino acids)
Cellular component (GO): nucleus
Source: RefSeq, a predicted model, not a curated record